Pelobates cultripes (western spadefoot toad) is the source of this 34208-nucleotide messenger RNA. Lineage: Eukaryota; Metazoa; Chordata; Amphibia; Anura; Pelobatidae. The record is from the annotation of a GenBank genome assembly.
CCUGCCCUCCCCGCGCAGCGCUGGCCCCGCCCCCCGCUGUCGGUCAGUCAGUCUCCCCCCCGAGCAUGGCGGAGGCCGCGGGAGCUGUCCUCCUGCUCUUCAUCUCGCUCUCCCCCCGGCCCGUCUCCCUCUGGCUGCUCGGCCUGCGCCCCGAGGACACGGUGGGCGGCCGGGUGUCUCUGGAAGGGGGGACGCUGAGGGCGGCGGAGGGCACCCGCUUCACCCUGCGGGUUUACUUCCAGCCGGCCGCCGCUCCUCCCGCGCUCCAGCCCCCGAGCUCCGCGGGGGUGAAUGUCAGCGGCGGCCCCUCCCCCCCGCGGCUGGUGUUCAUCGAGGAGCCGCGGGCCGGUGGCUCCUGCCAGGAUGAGGGCUCCUGGGCGUCGGAUGUGGAGGUUGUGGGGCCCCUGCAGGCUGGGCAGGGGGGCACCGCGGUGGUGGAGGUGGCUGUGCGGGAGCUGCGCAAGGGGGAGCGGGGCAAGCUCUUCUCGCUUUGCGCCUUCGACGGGCGGAGCUGGGAGCACCACGGCGGAGCGCACUUCGGGCUGGAGGUACGGGAGGCGGAGCCUGGCAUGCCAGGCUGGCUGCGUGUCAUGGCGGCGCUCAUGCUGCUGGCCCUCUCGGCGCUGUUCAGCGGGCUGCGGCUCAGCCUGCUCUCCCUGGACCCGGUGGAGCUCAGGGUUCUGCAAAACAGCGGCUCGGUGGUGGAGAAAGAGCAGGCCAGGCGCGUGCAAGAGGUGCGCAGCCGUGGGUCCUACCUGCUCUGCACCCUGCUCCUUGGUAACGUGCUCUCCAACGCCGCUCUGGCCGGAUGGCUGUGCUCCUCGCUGCCGGGACCCCUAUGGCUGCCCAUUGUGCUGUGCACUGUGUGUGUCUUUCUGGUUGGAGAGGUGGCCCCAUACUCGGUGUGCUCCCGCCAUGGACUGGCCAUUGCCUCCCGUACUGUGUGGCUCACCCGCCUGCUGAUGGCCGCUACCUUCCCAGUGUCCUUCCCGCUAAGCCGCCUACUAGACUGGGCCCUACGCCAGGAAAUUGGCACCUUCUACACCCGGGAGAAGCUGCUGGAGAUGCUGCGGGCUGCCGAUCCUUACAACGAUCUGGUCAAGGAGGAGCUGAACAUCAUCCAAGGGGCUCUGGAGCUUCGAACCAAGGCGGUGGAGGAUGUUCUGACCCCUCUAGGGGACUGCUUCAUGCUGCGCUCAGACGCAGUGCUUGACUUUGCCACAGUGUCCGAGAUCCUGCGCAGCGGCUACACCCGCAUUCCCGUGUAUGAGGGAGAGGAUCGAGCCAACAUAGUGGACAUCCUCUUCGUCAAGGAUUUGGCCUUCGUGGACCCCGAUGACUGUACCCCACUGCAGACCGUGACCCGCUUCUACCACCGGCCCCUUCAUUGUGUCUUUAAUGAUACCCGUCUGGACGCUGUACUGGAAGAGUUUAAGAAGGGUGAGAAAGCUGGAUCAUAUAUUCUGACAUCCGUCAUGAUAUCCCUUGCCUUAACAUAGAUCCCAAGAGUAAUCAUACCACCUGCCAUCUUAUAGAUUCCAUUGCAUACCAUUACCAAAGCCAUCCUUGAUCAUACCCACUGCCAUCUAAAUAGAUAUCCUGCUCAUUAAUACCCAGAGCCAUAAUUGAUCAUAUCCUUUGCUAUCCCAUAGAACCCUUGCUAAUCGACUGCUCUAUGGAUGCUACAAUAUAAUGUGGUGCAGGGCCACUUGUCGUACUAUAUGCUGGGAAGAUGUGUUCUGUUUACUGUUUUCAUUUACUUCAGCAGUGAUUAUGCAGCUGCUGCAAGCGUUGUCUGGGCUGUGGAUGCUGCUGUAUGUUAACAUGUGAAGUGCUGGUUCCUCAUCACUUAAACUAGUGAAUACAAGAAAUAUUAAUGGCUGUGGUUAUCGUCACGGCACAGGUUUCAGCUUUGAUUAUUCUUUAUCAGUUAGGUCUAAAUAGGAUCAGGAUGCUUUAACACCUCUAGCCCACUAUCCCAAAUAAUUCAGUAGUAAGAAUUGCUUUUUCACUAGUUCAGUGCACUGUUUCAGAAAUGAUUGAUUAUACUGUAUCUGCUCCAUGGUUUUCCUUGGUUAAGAAUGUAGUUGUACAUUAUCAGCAGGUGCAGUGCUGGACCACAGCAUCCCUUAUGGCAGUAAUAUAAUUGCAUGGGUUUCAGCAAAAAAAAGCAUAUUACAUGGCAUUUUUCCCUUAACAGCUCAUUAUUAGUUAAGUCCAAUAGAUAUUAAGGAAAUGUUGAUUUUGUUUUUAGACAUUGGGGCUUAAUCACAUAACCAUGCAUUGCGUAGACAUGAGAACUAGUUUGCUAAAUAUAGCCUAAAAUAUCUCAAACAGGUAAUAUAUAAAUUUUAGCUCCAAAUUAAAUGGGAUAUUCCAUAAUCCCUUAGCGCAAUAGAUAACCAGGGGAUGUCAGUUUCCUGGUCCCAAUUAUUAUGAAUGCCAAGCUCCCCCACAUUUCCUGCUCUCAAAGGACAACUGUCACCUAAAAUCACUUUAGGCUAAAGUUAUGCUUUAUAGAUUUAUUGAAAGGGAUGGUUGUCAAUGUAAAAUUUCUUACAGAAAGCCUCCCUACUUGUGGACUUACUAUAUUUUUCUCUGCCGUGUCUGUCCAUCUUUGAUGGAUGCUCCCUUGUACCGACCAUUUAUUCUCUGCUACGGUAUGUCCUGCCUGACAGCCAGUGACCUGCCUCCAUGCUGCAUAAAGCGAGCUGGGAAAUUUAGACGUCAAACCCAGAAUAGCAGUGGGGGCACACACCAUAGGUGAAAGACACAUCACAACAUGGCCACCACCAACAUUCCUGGUUAAACUGCAAUGCCUCGUGGAGAGUGCAGGUUGCUGAGCAAUGUCACCACCCUGCGCGCGCUCUGAAUAUUACAUCUCUAGUAGGAAGAAAUGUUAUAUUGACAUCCGUUAGAAAAUGUAACGGUUUCUUUCAAUAAACACGAAGUAUUACCUUGGCCGAAAGUGAUUAUUAGGUGACAAUUUUUUUAUUUCCAGUUAAUAACUUUGCAACUCCUAACUUGGCUGAAAGUCCCCGAUCCUUGGCUACCUAAAUCACCCAAGCUGCAUGGUUGAAUUAAAUAGGGUGGCAGAAAGAAAAUGCAGGAUACAAACGGUGAUAUCUGCAUGGAAGAAAAGCACUUGUACAUUCAUGUAAAGUGUACCAAAUAGAGUGAAAUAAUCUAGGAAAUGAUUAAUUAUAUUAACUGAAUGUUUGUUGUGACCACUGCUGUACAUGUCUAUUGUUUAAAUUUAUCUCCUAUAAUAAAAACUAAUGGUGUUUUGAUAUAUUUGUUUCUCUUAAUAUACAGGUAAAUCCCACCUGGCUAUAGUUCAACGAGUUAAUAAUGAAGGAGAAGGCGACCCUUUUUAUGAGGUUAUGGGGAUUGUAACUCUGGAAGACAUCAUAGAAGAAAUAAUAAAGUCCGAAAUCUUAGAUGAAACAGAUCUAUACAGUAAGUGUUCACAUAUAUUAAAUCCUUUAUAUUUAAAUAGCUCGGUCACCUCAAACCUACUUUCUACUAUUUUUUUCCUCUUUUUAGAAUCUGUUCUUCAUUUCUAAUCUAUUUCUCUUCGAACCAUAAGACAAAGUAUUUUGCACUUGGCAAAGAUCGGAGCUUAAAGGGGUACUAUAGUGUCACAAAUGCGUAUUCCUGACACUAUUUUCUAAAACAACCAUACAGGUGGUUGACCCCCCGACCCCCUUGCGUCUGUCCCCGCCCUGAUCCAUCUCCCUGGCUGACAUAAUCAGAUUUGAUGAUUUUAGCCAACCCAAUGUUUUCCCAUAGGGAACCAUUGGGAGACUAUUGCGCAUGUGCGGUAAAAUGCCACGUUGAGCCAAUCUGCAUUACCUCAUAAAGAUGCAGUGUGGCGACACUGGCACAGGAAGCACCUCUAAUGGCCGUCUGAGGAGUAGCCACAAAAGGCAUUCCAAGGCUGUAAUGUAAACACUGCCUUUUCAGUGAAAAGGGCCAUGUUUACAUUAAAGGACCACUAUAGUGCCAGGAAAACAUACUCGUUUUCCUGGCACUAUAGUGCCCUGAGGGUGCCCCCACCCGCCGGGCUCUGGAAAGGGGUUUAAACUUACCUUUUUCCAGCUCUGGGCGGAGAGCUCUCCUCCUUCUUUCCUCCUCCGUUCCGCCCCGUCGGCUGAAUGCGCACGCGCGGCAAGAGCUGCACGCGCAUUCAGCCGGUCGCAUAGGAAAGCAUUUACAAUGCUUUCCUAUGGACGCUGGUGUGCUCUCAAUGUGAAAAUCACAGUGAGAAGCACGCAAGCGCCUGUAGUGGCUGUCAAUGAGACAGCCACUAGAGGCUUUGGGGGAAGGCUUAACCCAUUAAUAAACAUAGCAGUCUCUCUAAAACUGCUAUGUUUAUUAAAAAAUGGGUUAACCCUAGCUGGACCUGGCACCCAGACCACUUCAUUAAGCGGAAGUGGUCUGGGUGCCUAGAGUGGUCCUUUAAAAGCCUGCAGGGACAGGCUAUACGCACCAGAAAAACUACAAUAAGCUGUAGUUGUUCUGGUGGCUAUACUGUCCCUUUAAGGCAAGCUUUACAUUUUAUAUAGAAAAGCGAAAACAUGGGAUACGGCUGUAUAGAUCUAAAAAAGGAACAUAAGCAAUAUAUAGUGUAAUACAGUUAAUAUAAACAGUUGUAUGCCACAAAUAAAUGCACUCACAAGAUGGAGAUGUAUAUAGCGCUCAAGGGUGCAUUCCAUGAUGUUCUUGGGGGGCUGUUGAUCCCAUUUUCUGCUCCACUGUAGUAGAUGUAAAACAGGACUCCAAUAGAUGUAGGUAAAAAAAAAAUCAACGGCUUUAUUAUAAAAAGGUGACUAAUCACCAUCAGCUUUUUUAAAAUAGAGGAAUAUAGGUCCUACGUGUUUCAUUACGUUAUUGGAACUUCCUCAGGGACCAAAUAACAAUACAAUUGUAACAGUAACAACAGGUAUAACAAACAAGCCUAAUACCCCCCACCUCAGAGUCCCUUUAUAUAGGGCUCAUCCCUGUGUCCAUUGGUGGAUCAGUGGGUGUUUCCAUUUGUCCAUGAUGUCCAUUGCUGCAGAUGUAAUACUUGUCCAGGUGUCGGGAUUCAUCUAAUCUUCAUCCCAGUUGAAGACGGAGCGUCUGUGUAUAACCGAUACCGAAAGUACGUUCCGUCUUGUACUUCUGCGUUCCAAAUGAUCGUGCGUUCCAUCUCAGAAGGGCUCGAGCAUGUUUGUAUAUUGCCGUCUGGUGGUCGCCCAUAUUUGAAUGUUAGAGACAUUGAUAAACAGUAGGAAAUAACGAUGUAUACAUCUACUGAAGAGAGAGAAUAUUAAUAUCGCACACCAGACACUAUAGAGUAGCUAUAUGAGAACCACUCAGUGACACUUUUGAAAAAGCCUUUGAAUAGGCGAAAUGCGUCAAGUGGGACUUCUAUACCUAAUUUUAGAUUAUUUUACUGUUUUUACUCUUUGUUAACUAAAUAGUUACCUUUUUGUAUAGCUAUUUGUUUUUUGCUUUGCUACUUGGUACCAGUAUAUCCAUAGGUGGAGAUUAUACCACCCAUGCUGUUUUAACUAGAGCAAGUCUUGCUCUAGCAAACAAAAGUACAUUACUUAUUUAAUUUUCUUUAUCAGUAAAUAUACUAUACCAUAGGAGUUUUCUUGCUUUUUCUCGCCUCCAUAUAUACCACGCAUACCUGCAUUUCAUUUGGAGCACCGGCACUGCCUAUACCACCAUACAUCCUCAGAUGGGGAUUAUACUGUCCACGCAAAAUACAAAUGUGAGUGGUUCUCAUAUAGCUGCUAUUUGUAUAAUUUGCACCUUAUCAUAUUGUACUGCACCAUUAUUGUCUUUUCUAUUAUUCUGAGGUCCAAAGUAUUGUACCCCCUGAAGAUCUAUGUACGUAUAAAUUUUGGGCGCAGUAUACGCCAUACACCUUUUUUAAUAGUGGUUAGUGACAUACAAAAAUAGCUACUUUGUAUAACUGAGAAUUCUGUUUAUUUUAUAUAAUAUUUUUAUUUGCCUGAGCAACAAAACAUAAGGAAAAUAUCUACUAAGUGAAUACCUGCUAUAGACUUUGCAGUAAAGAAAGAUAAAGCGUAUGUAUGACACGGUUUGCAGAUAAGAAAUAUAUAGGGAAACUGGAUCUAAAUGAUUCAAGAUCCAAGUCUUAUCUAUUGGAAAUUGGAAAACAUUUGAAUAAAGCCAGGAAAUAGGAAAACAAUGUGUCAAAACCACUGCAGAACUCUUGGUGCAAACCCUUUUUAUUACUUUUAGUAGCCAAUUGAAUUGAUUCAUGUUCGAAAAAAUUGGCAAUUGGAAAUUUUCCAUUACUGCCCAUUUGUUUGUGUCUGGUUUUCAAGUUUGGUACAUGGGGAGGCUUGAGACUUUUCAAGGGAAACAGCAGUUAUUUUAACUUUUUCCUCGAAAAAAAAUAAUUUUCAGUGUUUGCGAUUUGCAUAUGAUAAGUAUAGAGAAUUGUAAAAAAAAAUAACAUUAUUUAUCGCAGCAGAUAACCGAAAUAAGGAGAGAAUUCCUCACCGAGAAAGGAAACAGCACGACUUUUCACUCUUCAAACUUUCAGACAGCCAGAUGAAGGUAAAGAUUUCUCCGCAACUGAUGCUGGCUACACAUCGGUUUAUGGCGACAGGUUUGUACAGCCAAUAAAUCCUCAGACCAUUAAGCUGCCUACAGCUGGCCUGCCAUUUUGAAGAUUUUAGUUUAGAUUUUAGUUUUUGAGGAAUAUUUCACGCACAUCUAAAAUUACAUGUCAUCUAAUUUGUUUUACACAGUUUUUACUAUUAUUAGGUUUUUUUUUUUAUCUUUGUUUUCUAACAGAACAAUAAAACAUGUAAUAAGAUUCAAAAAUGUCGUUACUCAUAACUCUGAAGAGAACUGAAUCCCAAUAGAAUUAGAGGGAAAAAGAAAAUCAUGUUUUAUAAUAGUGGAGAACAGUCACACAUUAGACAUUACAAAGAAAUAAAAGAAAAUGUAUAGGAAACAGAGAAUUUAAAUCCCUUAUCCAAUACUUAUCAAUAUGUUAAGAGCUUAUAAUGAGCCAUUAACAAGGACACAAUCACAACCCCACUGUUAUUCUUUCCAAUACUUUUAUCAUUAUCGGGUCAGUGAAGAAGGGCCAUAUACAGUGUCGGCUUUAGGCAGUAACAUUCCUUUUGAAGAAGAGUUGGCUACACUUUGAUGGAAUCAUCAAAAACGAAAUUCAACAAAUACUUCUAAGUGGUCAAGUAACAGAGCAAAAUCCUAGUCCGGUAGGAUCAGGCAUAUGAGAGAGAUGCUGUCAUACAUAAUCUUCCUCGUAGAGUUUGAACAAAGCUUAGCCGGGCAUUUUUAAGAUUAGACUCUAGCAGAGAGCGUUUCCCAUCAAAGGCCUCUCUCACACCCCAGUGAGUUUGACCAGAAACUUAGCAAAUUGUGUAAGACUUUAGAACAUGGGCCCCAUAAUGCCAGCAAGUUCUGAAUGUCCACUUAUACACAGAUAGCUCUAUGUUCAAUCAAGCCUCAGAGUAAAUUGUUGUAAUGGUGUAUCCAAGAUAACAUAGAGGAAUUGUACUUUUUUUUAAAAGAAUUAACUCAUUUUUCAGAAGUCGAGCCGUUUAAGGCACCUUACCUUUCAGAGAAAAUCAUACUACGUCUUCUGAAGCACCCAAAUGUAAUCCAGGAGAUUAAGUUUGAUGAGAAGAACAAAAGAUCUUCAGAGCAUUACCUUUACCAACGCAACCGACCAGUUGAUUAUUUUAUUCUAAUUCUGCAGGUAAUAAUGAUUUUGUUUCCAUACGUGUUGGGGAUUAGCCAUUAGUAUGUAAAUUGUUGUUUUUGUUUUUGUUUUGUUUGUUUUUUAUUUUAAGAAACAUUAUAAAGAACAUAUGCACAACAGAGAUUACGUAAGCAGAAGAUAUCCGAGUGAGAUGAGUCCAUCUCAUGAAACCAAACAUUUCAGAAACGAACGAAGAAUAAACAUAAAGACUCUGUCAUCAAUACAUUUAUUUUGUAGCUAUCCAACAGGGAUGUAAAAACCGGGGGGAAAGGGGCAAUAACAAUUGACCAUAUUAAGGAAAAUGAUGCAUUAAGAAGAGAAGAUUAGGGUGGAAAGGGAAGAGUAGGUGGAAAUUAGAAUAACAGUAGGUUGGAAAGGGUCACGAUGUUAGAGCUGGAGAGGUGGUACUGGUCAUUAUUAUAUUGUUAAAAAUAGAUUUAUGUCUCUGUUCUAAUCCUCUCCUUUAUCUCCCACAGGGUAAAGUAGAAGUCGAAGUUGGUAAGGAAGGGUUAAGAUUUGAGAAUGGAGCCUUCACAUAUUAUGGAGUUCCAGCUAUAAUGACAACUGUUUCUUCAGGUACAGCUUGAAACAAUUUAAUGCAUUCCUUUUUGUCAUCUAUUUUAAUUUUGUCUUUAAUAUUAAAAUAACGUAACAAUGUUAUGCCUCCUCUUUCUCUAUAUACAGAUAUAUCUGAAAUGUCCCUCUCAAUAAAGGAUCAGCCUCUUUCAGUAUAAGACUGCAAGCUUGUUUUAGCAGGGUCCUCGUCAACCUAUUGUUCCUGUAAUAUCUUGUAAUUGUCUCAUUUAUUGUCAAAUUUCUCCCUUUAUAAUAAUGUAAAGUGCACUGAAUAAGUUGGUGCUAUAUAAAUACCAAUAAUAAUAAUUUAAGUAGAGACAAAAUGUAUAUGUCAAACUAGCCUAAACUGUUUGGCUAUUUACGAGGGGACUUCUUGCUUCAGUGGUUAUGAUGCCUAGACUGACCCUCUAAAUAAAGUAUUCUAACAGACCGCAUACCCAGUGGAAAAGAUGACACACUUAGCAAACCAAUGCUCUCUAAAUCUGGACAAAAUUAACAUUGCUAAUGUGGAAGUGUAGUGAGGGGCCUAACCAUGGUGCCCAGGGAAUCCUUAGUUUGCAUCUUCCACAAAACUGUUUGGCAUAGAACAGUGGGCGAUGCUCGUAGCCUGCUAGUACAGCAACCACUACAAUGUGCUGCAGUGGUUAUGGUGCUGAAAGUGUCUCUUUAAGGUAAUAUCAUAGAUCUAGAGAUGUAUGCAACCCUGUUCACAAAAGCUUCAAAGUAAAAUAUGCCAACAUAUGAUUAUAAGGACUUUGUUUUUGCAUUUAUACCCUGUGUUGCACCAUGAGAAGAAUUUACAUAUGUUCUCAUGUCAAUUAUGUCCAUAGGGUGAAUCCGUCAUGGUCUCUUUUUAUUUUUUUUAGUAUUUUCUGGAUAACUAGAACUGUGUGAAGUUAGUAUGAAAUCUAAAUAUGAAAGUGUUAAGUUAGAGCAGGUAUGGUAUGAUGUCAGGAGGCUUCUUCUUGGUUUAGAACUUGACAAGAGGUUAAUUUGCCUAGAAAGCCUUGUGGUAUAUAGAGAAAUAACAACUAUGGCACCUAACAACUUAAAAUAAUAAUUUCAAAUGUAAUAUUAACACAGCCUGUCUUCCAAGUAAUGUUUUAUUUGUUUAUAGGGUUGUACACUAAAGUGAGUCAGCAAUAUGAUUGUGUGUCAGAAUAGCCGAAUCCAUUUAAUUAUUUAAAGGAACACUAUAGGGUCAGGAACACAAAUAUGUAUUACUGAACCUAUAGUGUUAAAAACACUAUCGAGCUCCCCUGCAAACCCAUUGCCCCCCUAAAUAUAGGGCUCUGCCUCCUUGGCUGACAUCCAGCACUGCCCCAGGAAGUACCUCUAGCAGCCAUCUGAGGAGUCACCACUGGAGGUAUUCCUUUUCUCUGAAAAGACAGUAUUUACUGCAAAAAGCCUGAAGGGAAUGAUUCUACUCACCAGAACAAAUAUAAUAAGCUGUAAUGUUAAGUUUGAUAUGCUUCAAGCUCAAUUAUUCUGGCCUUUUGUUUCACCUGCAAUGCAUACUCGAUUAAUGUAUUUAUUUUAUAUUACAUGAUAAGCUGGUAUUAAAUAAAAUCAAAACAUGAAACAGCGCACUUAUUUCAUGUUUUGAUUUUAUUGUUGGGUGUUAGAUGCUGAUACACUUUAUAGGUGCUGCUUUACAUAAUAAGGUCACAAUCACUACUAUAAGCGCCUUUUUUUAACUUGUUAUAUUAUAGUUCUAUUUGGUAUUAAAUAAACAAUUCAAUUUUAAUUGGAGGGUUCCUUCUCAUCUUUAGAUUUCUGCCCCACUCCCAUUCCAACUUUUGAAAUGGUUCAAAUCAAUUAAACUCACCUUUAUUCCAGUGCUCGAAGAGUAUCCUCAUGAUCGCUCCAAUCCGCCUCCUGCGAAGUCAUUGUUACUGGGUUGUGUCCUAUCACAUCCACCAACAAUGCUUUUCUCUGAGAAGCACUCCCAUCAGUUUUGAAGUAUAAGUCAGAGAAAGUAAGGCAGGUGUUAGUGAGGAGAUUUUAUAACAUAAGCCAGAGGGAACAUGGAGUUAGCAAACAGCUGCUUUAAAAGAUUCCCAUAAAGUUGAAAAACAUGUUUGAAAAAGACUUCUUUGCUGUAGUUGAUACGAGCAUUCCAUUGUUGUGGUAGCCAUAUAUAACUUAUUUGUUCUUGACUAUUCUGUCUGUUUUUGAUGACUGAAUAUAUGUACUGCAUCAUAGUUAAGCAUUGUUUUUGUUUAUUUUACCAUAGAUAACGAUGUAAGGAAAGUUGGGAGCUUGGCUGGAUCAUCAUUUCUGUGUAAGUAGCAAAUUCCCAAAGCUAUGAGCUUAGACUCAUUGACAGAUACUGGUUGUUACACAGUGUAUAUACCUGCAGUGCAAAUUUGUCUAUUGAAUCUUUAUAAAGUAUGACAUAAGGCAGUUUUUUAACCGCAAGAUAGCAUGAGAUGAUGCAUUUGUAUCACAAUCACUGUAAUUUGUAAUUUUGCUUGCUGAUGUAUAAACAGUUUGUGUGAAGAGUGUCGUCUUUUUUCAUUUUCGAACUAGUGUAAUAGAAAUUGGCACUUUUAUAAAUUAUACUGGUUACACCUCCCCUGGCUUUUCAAACAGACAACAGGUCAUGUUACUUCCUGGUUUGAAUAGCUUAUUAGCACUGAACUUAACAGCCAGCAAUUUCCCAGUGCACCUGUCUUGCAAACACUUCUCAUUGAGCUGCAUUGGGAAGUCUGUGAUUGGACAGUCACAUAAAAUUUGGGCGGGGCUAGAAGAGGAGAGCUUGCAAAGGCAGCAGACAUGCUGUUUUAAGAUAUAAGUGCAAUUAAAAAAUGCAUAGUUAUAUGCAUGCAAGUUUUCAUUUGGGGUAUGUCUAAUAAACAGUGUUUUUUUAUUUAUUUUGUAUUUGGACAGUCGAGUGUCACAGACUUCACAACAAGCUCAAUUGCAUCUCAUUGAGAAGUAUUUGCAAGGCAGGUGCUCUGGGCAAUUGCCUGCCUCUUGCAUUUAGCUCCACUGAGGGAGUUACAGGAAGGAUCAGGAAUGGCUGUCUGACAGUCAGGGAAGUGUAACAAGGUUCGUUUAGAAAAGUGACAUUUUCUAUUAAAAAAUCAGCUUUCUUAUUCUUCAGCCACACUUUUCUGCACUUGGUUAAGAGGCCAUUGUAUUCAGUGGAUAGCACAAAGGUGCAGACUAUAUAUUAUAUAUAUUUUAUAUUUAUUUUAAAAGUUAAGCAUCAGCACUUUGUCGUCAUCAAAAGAAUAGGUACAAUUUUCUAAAAAUAAUAGUUAGAGUUCAGCAUUUUCAAAACAAUGUGCACAAUAUGCACAGCUUAUAAUAAGUAGGGUAUCUAUACAUUUCGGCAAAGAAAUCACCGAAGGGAUGAAUAUUACAUUUGGAAAGUCACCAAGAAGACUAGAGGCUAAAAGUAGAUCAUACACUGUAAGAGUUUCUGUAAUGGACAAAUGAAUGUAAUUUUCCAUGUUUUUCUGUAUCGGGUGGGAUACAUUUAUUUUCAGGCACAAACAUUAAGCAUAUAUAAUAUGGGAAUUAUUGACAGAGCAAUUUUGAUGAAAAGUUCUAAAAUGCAAGCAAUCACCAUGGAAACUAAUGAAACGCUCUGAAUUAUGUUCUCAUGUUUACAACCUUACCUCAGUAUUGUCCCUUAUACGUAAGUCUAAUGUGUAAUUUAAAAUACCUCCAGAAAUAACCUAUAUCUGAAACUUGAUUUAUUAAACUUCUCCAACCUGGACUAAAUCCAAACUCGCUCAAAUUUAAAAUAAAACCAAAACAAUCAUUUACAGAAAUACAUCUUAGCACGGCAUACAAAAAUAAAUGCCAGACUCAAAGAGAAAAAGGCAAAAAACAAACUAGAAACACCUACAGCGCUUUAUUCAUAGGCUGUGCUAAUAUUUAUUUCAUUAAAUUAUUUUAUACAAUACUUCAUGGAAGGACUGACUUAUGGAACAAAACACAGGCAAUACUUUCUAUGCUGAAAGGUUUACACCAAAUAGAUUUUUAGUUUUGCACAAUUUCAAAUAAGCAACCCAUUUUCAAGCCUCUGCUAUGUUAGCUUCUGGCAUUCUUUAAUUUGAUAGAUGUUUGACAUAUUGUGCGAUGUGAUGCUCAGUGGUAUUGUAAGGCUAUCCUUGCAAUAUAAGAGUGGUCUUUGAAACAUUCCUCAUUUUCCACUUACAUUAUUUCCUAAUUCUCCCUGUAUGUUUCUUUGUGUUCUCUCUGUCCUCGUUUUAAUGUUUUACCCCACAACAAUUUUAUUCCAAAUUUUGCCUUGCCCUCUUAGUACCCGUGUCGGUAUCUCGCACCUUCGCUUUCAGCAGAGGGGAAUCUUUGGCUGGCUCCCCAGGUAAACAAUGCAUGGCUCUGUUCUUAGAUCACCUGAAAAUGGGUUGAAAUAAUGUUUUUAACAUUUUCCUAUGUCAACUACUUAAAACUGUAUUUCUAUAUCAUUACUCCACACAACUUUAUAAAGGGUAUAUAAAAUGCUGAAUAUGAUGAAAAAAAAUGAAAUGCUGUAGCAUAUGUCAAAUACAUAUACACAAUGCAAACUGUAAUAACCAUAGCUAUUAGCUUAAAAAAAAUUAGAGUACCAAUUAUUUUUUGUUGCUCCAUUCUACACUGAUGUGUCCCUGAGUAUUCUGCAGAGAGCAAUUGGUCUUACUGUUAGCAACACCGACAGCAGCCUGAUAAGUUCUGUUUAGAGAAAGGAACUGACCCUUUCUUCAUUGGUGUUUUCAAGAGGGUUUGGAAGAGGGAGGCAAACCCUUAAUAUAUAUUAAACUAUGCUAUGGCCAAUCCAUGUUUGGAAAUGAAAAUGAGAGAUUUUUUUUUUUUUUUUGUAAUUUUUUAUUUUUGGUGCAAGUCAUGAUAAUAUUAACAAAAUAGGUAAAGUAUGCCACUGCGGCAAAUAAAAGUCUGCAGACGAUUGUCUUAACAGUAAUAGACGUGACAUUGAUAAACGUUGCACAUUUUUAUAUAGCUGUCUUAUCUAUAACAUCCAUGUUCCUGUACAAAAUCAGCCCUCUUGGUCCGAUUGUGUCUAAGGGUUUGUCUGUGCAUGAAAGUGGUUGGUACGGCUCCUGGACCAUCCUGGGGUGCUACUCUAGUGAGCUAUUGUAGUGAUUAGCCCUGUAUGUACAUUUUGCAUUGAGACAUGCCUCUUGUGUAUCGUUUUGUACAAUGACAGGUACCCUCGUGUGGGGGGGAGGUGCUCCUUUGUUUGGGCCUUUGUAGGAUGAGGGAUGUAUUGCCUGCUAGGUAUGUAAGGAACUAUAGUUCCUUGAGCCUUGUACCUUACGUGUAGGGUAGGCUUAGCUCAAGGCAUGUCCGUCUAUCAGUGGGAUUGUACGUUCGGUGCAGUCAACAUGAGUCAGAGCAGGCUGCGUUGUCGAUGCUUGGUUAUGUCCUGUAUCUAUUGGGCGAGUGUUAUCUUGUGAUAUUUGUUGUGUUGGGAGCAUAUCGUUGUCCGCUAGGGUUUGUCGAGUUGUGUGCCUAAUGCAUUUGGGGAGUUGGUGAGCGGGAAAAUGAGAGAUUUUUUUAAAUGGGAUUGUGAACAAAAAACAACCUUGUUUCGGUGUUGAUAAUAUAUUUUAAGAUUGAAAAAGCACAAAAGGGAAGUUGGCAGGAAUAUUUUUUCCCUUUGUCAUGCAGAUUUGUCAUAAUUGCUUAUUGAACAAACUAUGAAUUGUGUGUCCUUCUAGACAUAUUUAAAGAUUAUGCUAGCUUUAUUAUACCUAUAAUUUAAUUUUAAUAAUGACAGGAGGCCAGUAUUUUGCAUUACCCUUUCUUUACUAAACUUCACAUCAGCAAAGAAAAUAACAUAACAGAAAAACAAAUCAGAAACAAGAACAGCUUACAAAUACUGGAUAUUGGCCUAAGCACCUCCUCUUUCUUGAUGCUAAAAUGGAAAAACCGUAGACCAAAAAUGCAUUAGAACAAACUCCGAAAGUUCAUCAUGAUACAAAACUGGACCAUUCAUCUCACAGCAGACAUAGGAGCCAAAGACAAUACGACUCUUACAGCAGCUCAAGCUGAAACGAAAAAAAAAUGUGAAAGAACUGAUCGCCGUUGAAAAUUAAUCAGGAAUCGUUAAAGGACCACUAUAGUGCCAGGAAAACAUACUCGUUUUCCUGGCACUAUAGUGCCCUGAGGGUGCCCCCACCCUCAGGGUUCCACUCCUGUGGCGCUGAAGGGGAAGAAGGGGUUAAUCCCUUACCUUUUUUCCAGUGCCGGGCCCCCUCGGCGAUGGGACUCUCCUCCUCCUUCCGACGUCCCUGGCUAAAUGGGCAUGCGGGGCAAGAGCCGCGCGCGCGCAUUCAGUCAGUCUCAUAGGGAAGCAUUCUCAAAGCUUUCCUAUGGACGCUGGCGUCUUCUCACUGUGAAAAUCACAGUGAGAAGCGCAGAAGCGCCUCUAGCGGCUGUCAAUGAGACAGCCACUAGAGGCUGGAUUAACCCUAAUAUAAACAUAGCAGUUUCUCUGAAACUGCUGUUUACAGCAAAAAGGGUUAAACCUAGCUGGACCUGGCACCCAGACCACCUCAUUAAGCUGAAGUGGUCUGGGUGCCUAUAGUGGUCCUUUAACCAUACAGCAAACUACCAUUAAAACCAGCAUGCAAUAUAUAAAACACAUCAAGUAAGCAAUGACAUGGCAAUCAUCAAGCACAAUCUGAAAAUGAUGAGGGUAACUCAACCCGCCCCAACAGUGCAAGAAAGACAAAAGAAAUGGGGAAGGUAAGGGAGGGAAAAUACUUAUUUCGGGUCAUUAAGAUUUUAGGUACACUGAAGCUAGCAUGCUCUUCAAUUUUCCCACAUGACAAGAGGCUCAUAUUUUGCAAUAAAGCCCUGUGAGGCGACCAGUCUUGGAGGAAGGCAUCCACGGCCAUGCAGUUUGGAUCCAACUGAAGAAGGCUGGACUCUAGUUGUUCCUGAAUGCGAACAAAUUCAGACAAAUUGGGCUUCGAAGGGACAAGAGGAGAGAGCAUACCAUUACAUCUAGCUUCCAGUUGCAUGUGGCCCUCCCAUAAAGGGAAAACCAAUCUGCGGUGAGAUUUGUUUUUCCCCGGAAAGGUAUUCUGUUCCUUAGGGUAAUGAUGAUCUGUUUCAGACCCUAGUCGUAUAUCUCCCUUGUGAUGUUCGUCAGAGCUUGCAAGCUAGUGCAUCAUAGGUGGUUGAUGUAUCUCACCGCUGAUACAUUGUUCAUCCGAAGCAGAAGGCUGUGAAUGUAUAAUAAGCCAACCAGCAGCUCCAAACAAUUUAUCUGAUAAACUCCCAAGAACUGCACCACGUCACACGCGGCAGUCUCAAAGCUUUCGAACAAAGCUACACAAGAUAUUCUUGGUAGACGAUACAGCGAAUUCUCAGAGCUGUCAAGUUACCUACUGCAGGUUUCAGCAGCUUGGUGACACACCGAAGGGCUGAACUAGGGCUGAAAGGUAAUCUGCCUUUGUCUGAGGGGAAUGGGCUAAGAGGGUUCACCUCAGGCUGCAUGGCAGUAGAGGGUUCUGCCUAAGAAGGGGCAUGGACAGGGCCACAGAGAUAGGGGACAGGUACCAGGACAGGAAGUUUCCCCACUUGCCGCAGGACUAUUCCACAUCCUAAUGAUCACCAGGGCCCAAGAGGGGACCAGCAAAUUUUGCAGCUCAAACUAUAAGGAAACUGCUGCUACAGGACCCGUGGCAAUUAGGAUGAGGAGAAUAGGAGUGGAAAACAGGGUCGCCUGGCCGCACUAAACCGAAAGGAGAAGGCCCCAGGAUCCACCCGAUCGUGGCAGAAUGCAAUCUAAGAUGGUAGCAGCCUGCAAUGGUUCGCAGACCAUGAGCGAUUCAGCCCAAGAAGAGCUGGCCAAAUACCCACAUAGGGGGUCCCAGACACCGAAACAAAACUCGCAGUACAGUCAACAUAGGUAAUAAUAAAUAACUAAAGUGAAUAUCAAUAAUAGUAGAAGAAACAAGAGAGACAAAUUACUCUGACCUGAUCCAGUGGAGCAGCAAAGACACAAGGUGCUUAGGUCUCUGUCCAGGUAUGUAAGCUAUUGUUGUUUCUCAAAAGUUUUUUCGGUUGCUAUGAUAUUUUCUCUUCUGCUGUGGAGUUUUGUUAAAGAAAGGAUAAAGCAAAAUAUGAGCCUCCUGCCAUGUGGUCAAAUUCAGUGCCAAAGCACAGAUGUAUACUGAUCCCAUAUCAACAAAUAUGAAAAAUGCCAGCAAUGUAAUUAGCAAAUCCUAAACCAGUAUAGCUAUUGUGAAAACAGGGAAAACAAAACAAACAUGCUUAUAUCGCUAUUUUAGACAGUAUGAAAAAUAGUAUAUUUUAAAUGCAGUAAAAACCAUAGAAGAAAAAGAAAGUUACCUGUGCUCUUUCCCAAAUCCCUAUAUAUAUAUUUAAACAAAUGGAGGUUUAGUUUCUUCCAUGGCCAUUAGAGGAAAUGCCCACCUGCCACGUCAAGGCAAUCCUCUUAGGUGGGUCCUACACUAAUCUUUCACCUUGCUUCCUUGAGCUUCUGGCAAAGAUAUCUCUAAUGAGACAGAGAGGGGUAUUUUUUAUAUACACCCCUAUAUACUUAUUAACCCUUAACCCCUUAAGGACACAUGACGGAAAUAUUCCGUCAUGAUCCCCUUUUAUUUCUGGAGUUGUGCCCUUAGGGGUUUAAUUGGGAACACAUGGGAUGGGCGGCAGCAUUGUAACAUAGCUGUGUGGAACGAAAAGUAAUUACAAAUACAAAAAAACAAGUCCUGCUCUCAAAUUCCCUCUACUCCUGGGCGUCCGCAACGACCAUAGUACACAUCAGACCCAAUACAUAAAAUAAAAUGUAAAAAAAGUUACCAGCACUCUUUCCCAAAUCCCUAUGUUUAUUUACACAAAUGUAGGUUAUUUAGUUACUCCAAUGGCCAUUAGAAGGAAUGCGCACCUGCCACGUCAAUGCAAACCUUUUAGGUGGGUCCUGCACUAACCAUUCACCUUGCUUCCUUUUACAUUUUUUAAAUGUAGACUUCCUUGGUGUAUAUAGUAAAUUUAAACGUAAUUUUAUGGCAAGACAGGAGGCUUCAUAUUUGCUUAUCUUUCUUUACUGUAACUCCCAGCAGCAAAGAAAUGGUUAACAAUGUUGUAUGGAAAAAUCAACCAAUCAUAACAUAUCUCAACUACAAUAUAGUGUCAUCAAACUCCUCCCACUCCCUCUUUCUUUGCUGCUUGCCUCCCAGGUGAGUCUGCACCAAUUACAUUGCCUUACUGGUUUAAGUUAAUUCGAUAUUUUUUUAUUUACACCUUGUUACUGCAUACCUUUCCCUUUAAAUAUUUUCCUCUUUUUUCCUCACACAUAUUUUGUAUUUUUUCUUAUUUCACUGUUCUGUUAUUUUGAUUGCUUUUCCUUUAAAUUUAGGUGUCCUAACCGGUUCCUCUUUUAGUUCCAGUGCACGGAGGGUUUUUUCAAACCCUGCCGCUUUCAAUCAGCUGGCCGCGGCUCUAUUCUCUCAGGGAGAGCCGCGGCCCAUUCUCUGUCUCUCUUCAGCCGCGGACUCCAUUUCCCAGAGUCCGCGGCUGCUGUUUCCCGCCGUUACCUUCCUCCCGCCUACCAAAGGCGUCUCCUCUUUGACGCGGACCUUUUUCCCGCCCUUUCUACGGCGGCGUUCUCACGGCGGCCAUCUUAAGCCUUAGUAGUAACGGCCAACGGCUCCUCCACUGCGGCGCACAAAUUUUGCAAUCAAGUGGGUACAGACCUUAUUAAUAGUUUGUGGAAGGUAGGUUUGCUGCCACCUUAUAUCUUUACCUUUUUCACAAGCUCAUUAAAAACGAUCUUUUUCUUAUCUAUCUCCUAUCUGUUUUUUCUCCACAGGCUUUGCCCAACACAGGACCAUUUUAUUACUAUCUGGGUGAACCCCUUUCUUUAAAUUGUAUAAUUACAGUGUGGUUUUUGUUUUUUGACCAAAAUUUGCUGUUUGACCAUUUUAUUUCCCUCAUGUGGGUGAACCCCACUUACUUAUCUAAAGUACAUAUUAUGUACAAUAUUUGUGUGGCUGACACCACCUACUGAAAACACUGCUGUGUAAAUAUUUAUGUGGCUAACACCACCUGAUUUAUUUUCUGUGGGUGACCCCCAUUACUUACUGUGCAUUAUAUAUACAUUAUAUAUAUUACUAGUGUAAUUUUAUAGUGGUGACCCCACCUCACUAAAUUUACAAGAUUUCUAGUACUCACAAUCUGUAUUAUUGGGUGACCCCCAUUAUUUGUCAUUUGCUAAUUUAUUGUGCCAAGCAUUUGUGGGUGACCCCCAUUGAUUCUGACGUCUCGUGGGUGACCCCCACCUCAUAUUUUUCUAAUUGAGUUGCCUCAUCCUUAAUUGACACUCUAAUAGGGUUUACAUUUAUCUUGAAAUUGUCAUUAUGUCAGAUCGCCAAGACCCUGCGAUUUCUGCUGAACUUAAGGAAUGGCUUUUCUCAACCAUCGCAGAGUCCAUUCCUAAGGCUCUGGCAGCCUACCAUGAACGUAAUCCAGAGGUACACCCCUCUACACAACAGCCCUCUGAUUCUGAGGACUCCCAUAUUUCCGACCAAGAUAACGCCCCGCGCAAGAGACCCUGGAAAGGGAAUAGCGCUACUGCGGGCAAGGGCAAAGCUCCUGCUAAGGUCAUUAAACACUCUAAACCUUACGUUUCGCAGGAUGCUACAGACCCUCUAGAGGGUUCUACUUCACGUUUAUCUGGCCAUAUUCUAAGUGACUAUGACCCUAAUUACUCUGAUGAGGAUCCCAUGGUGAAUGUGCCCCAGGAUUCCUCAACAUCGGAGUUUGUGAAAGAAACCUUCCUAAGUCAAGAUCACAAGAGUAAGGUACCUGACUCAGACACCCUCCUGGAUGCUUCAGGCCUUCCCCUUUUUGACCCAAGGGUGAUACGCCACCCGCGCUCAGCAGAAUGGGCUCCCCCAGAUCAUAUUGCUAAUUUCUGUAAACUGUGGCUUCGCAAGCCUCUCGAAAAAGAAAUCAGAAACAAACUAAGGGCUGAAUGCCCGAGACCAACUAUUCCAGGCAAAGUUGCCUCUACCCCUGAAUUUGACCCCAUGCUGGUCACCUAUUUAACAAAAUCUGGUAAAGACCCUCGUAAGGGUAUUGAACAGGGUUUGAAAGCAACCCAAGACAAAUUAUUGGACAUUUCAGGUCCUAUCAUACAAAUAUUCAUACUCGCAGAUGAGGCACUCACCAGCGGUGAACUUGAUCCGCACAUUAUAAGAGAAUGGGCACAGAGAGCCCUUUGCCUUUUGGGCAACGCCAAUAUGGCUAUUUCAAUUGAGAGACGCAAAGCGGCACUGUAAAAAAUCGAUGCCAAACUGGUGGAUUUGAGCACUAAAGAACUAGGCCCAGAGGCCGAUGGUCUUUUAUUUGGUAACAGUUUCAUGCGAGACCUCUCCAAGCAUGUCUCAGUUUUUACCACACUCAAUAAAGCCCAGUCCUCCCUACGUAGGGUGAUCCGUCCCACUUUUCAAAAUCGUUUUUCUGGGAGAGCUGGUCGCUCAAGGGGCCGAGCUACCAGUAGAGCAGCCUUUUCAGGCUACAGGCCCCGACCCACAGAGUAUUGGUCCACGGGAUACUCACGACCCUACCACAGGCAGCUGUUCAGCACCAGAGGCUCAAUUCGAGGACGUGGCUCUGCAUCCCUGCGCGGACGCACUGCUUCAGGUAAUGGACCUUGCUUAUUUAAAAACUGUAUCAAUCGCAGGUCGAUUAACAUUCUUUUUCCCACAGUGGAAACUUCUUUCUCAGGAUCUUUGGAUCCUUCAUACAGUCACAGGUUUCAAAAUAGAUUUUAUCACACAUCCAGUUCAAUAUUCUCACCCGACACCCUUAGGGAUGUCAAAAGCAGAUACUCUAACCUUGAACACAGAACUGACAAAAUUGUUACACAAAGGGGCGAUCGAACCUUCGCCUUUCCCUUGCACCUUCCUCAGCAAUAUAUUUCUGGUUCGGAAGAAAACGGGGGACCAUCGUCCCAUUAUCAACCUCAAGGCGUUGAAUCGCUUUAUCACAUACCGUCAUUUCAAGAUGGAAGGUAUCCAUCUUCUCAGGGACUUGCUCUGCAUGGGAGACUGGUUCUCCAGAUUCGACCUCAAAGAUGCUUAUCUGACGGUCCCUGUAGCACCAAGUCACCGUGCCUUCCUCCAAUUCCGUUGGCAAGGCGACAUUUGGCAGUUCACCUGCCUCCCUUUGGACUUUGUUCUGCUCCAUGGUGUUUCACCAAGUUGAUGAAACCAGUCAUGGCGCUCCUUCGUUCUCAGGGCAUACGUUCAAUUAUAUAUUUGGACGAUAUCCUGAUCAUGGCACAAGAUCAGCAAUUACUUCGCAAACACACACACAUGACCUCUGCCCUCCUUCAAAACCUAGGUUUUGUCAUAAAUUACCAGAAAUCAGACCUGGUACCUUCUCAAAUAGUCCAAUUUUUGGGUUUUCAGAUAGAUUCAGUUCAAGCAACUCUACAAUUACCCUACUCCAAAAUCAAAAACAUAAAACGAGAGAUUCAAAAAUUACUCAAGUCACAACGACCUCGGCUCCGCGACCUAGCACACGUGCUGGGUCUUCUGUCUGCAUCAAUUCAGGCUAUUUUUCCAGGGCCCUUGCAUUACAGAGCAAUGCAACGGCUGAAAACCUCCUAUUUACAUCGCUCGACCUCCUACGACCAAUUCAUUUCCCUAACGGACGAAGUUCUCAUCGAACUUCACUGGUGGCUUCGCAAUAUGGAAGCCUGGAAUGGGAAAGCGAUUUUCGGAUCUCAACCAGAUUUUAUUCUGGAAUCCGAUGCCAGCCUACUCGGUUGGGGCGCUACGUGCGCCCAAUCAUACACAGGAGGUCUCUGGUCCCCGUCGGAACGAGCACUUCACAUAAAUUGUCUCGAGCUCAUUGCCGGAUCCUUCGCGAUCCGCAGCUUUGCCAAAGAAGCCUCCAACUGCUCUCUGGUACUUCGGAUGGACAACAUCUCCGCAGUACGAUAUGUAAACCGUCUCGGAGGGUCCAAAUCGAAACUACUGUCAGACCUCACCAAGGAUCUGUAUCAGUUUUGCUUAGACAGGAAUCUGUCUAUUCGGGCCGAGUAUCUCCCAGGACCCGACAAUUUAGUCGCGGACUGGUUCUCACGUCACUGGAGGGAUGCCAGCGACUGGCAAUUAGAUCCUCUUCUAUUUCACCACAUUCACCUAUUGCGGGGACCGCUCACUCUCGACCUCUUCGCGUCUCGGCUGAAUCGUCAAACAGACGAUUAUUUCAGCUGGUUACCAGACCCUCUAUCCCUAGCUGUCGACGCUUUUCUCCAACAUUGGCCACGGGACGGAGCCUAUGCCUUCCCUCCUUUCUCCAUGAUUCAACGUACUCUCCACCAGGUCAAAUCACAGGGGGUCAAGAUUGUGAUAGUUACCCCUCUAUGGCGGGCCCAGACGUGGUUCCCCACUCUUCUGGAGCUUUCCACAGACUACCCCAUCAUUCUACCUCGCUCACAUCGGGUUCUCAAGAACUCAACGGGCGACUACCAUCCACUAGCUCUACAGGGCCAUCUUCAGUUAGUGGCCUGGACAGUUUCAGGGGUGCUUGGCAUGUCGCAGGACUUUCAAGCACUGCUCAAACACUCCUAUGGGAUUCAUGGGCACCGGGAACCAGGCGCACCUAUCUCACCGCAUGGCGAGUUUGGGUCAGCUGGUGUCUGGAGAGGGAUUUCGAUCCCGUUUCAACAUCUCUCUCAUCCAUUCUAAAUUUUCUAUCAUCCCUUUUCGAUCAGGGUAAAUCAUACCGAUCAAUUGUUUUUCGUUCCGCCAUUUCGGCGGGACAUGACCCUAUUGAUAAUUCCUUAGUUGGGAAACAUCCUUCUGUGUGCAGACUUUUACGAGGCAUUCGUUUGACGAGGCCACCUUCUGCCAAAUACUCUGGCUUCUGGGACAUAUCUCGAGUCUUCGCAUUGUUAGAGUCCUGGCCUCCUAACGAGGCCUUAUCCCUUCGAAGGCUCUCUGCAAAAUUGGCCCUGCUACUGUGCCUGGUGUCAUUCCGCAGAGUUUCUGACGUUCACGCUUUUGAUUCACACGCUGUCUCCUUCACACCAGAAGGGGUCCGAUUUACGAUUACUAGGCGCACUAAGACGAAUUCCUCGUCUGUCUUUUACCCAUACUUUCCCGACAGGCCGGCUCUCUGUGUGGCUCUGUGUACUCGUUGUUACACAGAGGCAACUGCCGCCCUACGUUCUCCUACUGGUCCUCUUUUCAUCUCUUAUGUCAGACCUCACAAACCGGUCUUUUCCCCCACUAUCGCUCGCUGGAUAAGAUGGUUACUUAUCCAAGCGGGAAUCGAUAGAUCAUUUGGGGCCCAUUCGGUUAGGGGAGCGGCCGCUUCCUCUGCCUUUCGGGCCGGCAGUUCAUUAGCAGAUAUUUUGUCCUGCGCAGAUUGGUCAAGGGAAUCUACCUUUCGGACUUUUUAUUUUAAACCAACACAAACACAUGCGGCUUGUUCUAUUAUUCGAGAGCGUUAAAACAGCAAAUAUGAAGCCUCCUGUCUUGCCAUAAAAUUAGGGAUUAUUCUAGCUUGUAGUGAACGAAUAAUCUGAAUUUUAUUAAAGACAGGAGGCGAAUAUUUUCCCUCCCUUCGUUCACUCCGGAACCCACCCUCGAGGUAAGUCUCAUAAUCACUAAUUAAUGUAUGAUACCAUUAUUUACAUACAAAUCUGCUAUAUACGAUUUGUUCAUCUUGUGGUCCUACACCUAUCUCAUAGAGUGCUGAUAGAUCUUUAUAAUUUUGAUUAUUCUGUCAAUUCGUAUGAACUAUAAUUGGAAAUAGGGGGUUCAACUAUAUAUAUUUUUUCUCUUGUCCGAGAAACCUUACUUUCACGAAGUCUCUUUUUUCUUUUAGUGUGAAGAUCUCAAGUUUAUUCGAUCAACUUUCCGUUUACAUGGUUGACUUCAUCUCAAGUUUCAGCUUCGGGAACUGUUCCGGUUAAAGUUUACAUGGUUGACUUGCUACUGACUGGCAACAUCAAGAAAGAGGAAGUGGGAGGAGUUUGAUGACACUAUAUUGUAGUUGAGAUAUGUUAUGAUUGGUUGAUUUUUCCAUACAACAUUGUUAACCAUUUCUUUGCUGCUGGGAGUUACAGUAAAGAAAGAUAAGCAAAUAUUCGCCUCCUGUCUUUAAUAAAAUUCAGAUUAUUCGUUCACUACAAGCUAGAAUAAUCCCUAAUUAAUAUGCAUCAUACCUAAAACAAAUGCCAUCCAUUUUUUUUAACGCAAACAUUGUUUUGUAUAGUGUUUCUGUGCAUUUGCUUAUUGUCUCUAUAUUACUUUAUAUUUGGAAUGAGAAUAAAAAUCGUAUUUUAAAAUAGGUGUCGCUUACAAAUUGAAUAUGUGUCACAGAUAGGGUCAUUCUCCAAAUUGUUAAAUGUCAGGAAUUCAAAGUGAAUUUUUAAGUUUAGGCCAAAGUAAAUAACGGGAAACCCUUCUCCAAGUCAACUGUUUCCUAUUUUCUUGUAAAAUUUGAAAUUAAUUUAGAAUGCUGGUAAUUCUCAAUUUAGUGAGUUGUGUCUUUGCCACCAGCAUAUAUGUAAAAUAAUUACUCAAGUCAGAUGUAUUUUUCUCUGUACUUAAAUCUAAUUUCUGUGCUGUAUAACGUAAUUUAGGGCACAUGUAUAUACCAAGUGUUUAAUGCAAUAUAUAUAUAUAUAUAUAUACACACACAAACCGAGUCAUUGAUUGCUUGUGAGACCCAUAAAUGUCUGCAUAGCAAUAAACUGUUUAAAUGAGACACUAUUUAGAAGGCAAACCAUGUUUCAGUAUUACAGUACCAUGCUAAGUAAACAUUCUUUUGCUCUCUUCUCUUUAUCCUGUUGUUUGUCCAAUUUUCUCUUGGUUUGUUUCCCUGCCUCCUGUGAUGACUGUAGUAAACAGAUCCCCUUCUCGCUGCAGUGGUUUGAACCGUUCUGAAUCCCCUAACAGAGAGCGCAAUGACUAUGGGGGCAGCAACAAUCAGUUAAGCAACAGCAACAACAAUCUUUACAUCCCUGAUUACUCUGUACACAUCCUGUGUGAUGUGCAGUUUGUUAAGGUAACCUAUCACUUUGCUAUUGUACUUUGACAUAUAAACCUGCAUUAAUGUAUUGUAUAGGAGAACAUAUGAGCUACUCACGUCCAGCUCUCUCUCCAUGAUACGUUGUACUCUAAUCCAUGAGUGAAGGUACUGAAUGGGAGUUUAUGAAAUGCCAUGAGCAUCUAUUGGUCAAGUAGAUACACGUGACAGCUGAUGGGACAAAUUAAGGAAAGAUAGGCAGAAAUUAACCUGUAUAAAAUCAGUGUAUAUCGACUUAUUGCAGUGAAGUCUGUUAUAUUUCAGCACAGUAAAUAGCGAUUUAUUUUCAUUAACGUUUGAUCAUUAUGAAAAACUUAAAUGGACAGGUCCACUUCAAGUAAGAUUGGCCGGUCCACUUCAAGUAAGAUUGACAGGUCCACUUCAAGUAAGAUUGCUGCUGUGGUGGGUUGACUGUUGCAUGAAGGUUAGAAGUUCUUUCUUGCGAGGUCCAAUGAGAACCUUUCAUCCUUUCAAGUUUAAUAGUGUGAAAAAAUACAGUGAUCCCAGAAGGAGAUAAAGCCCGCUGUAUAAGCAGAGAAAUAUUAUAAUAGAUCAUUGAAACAAAACAAAUUUGGAAUUUACUUUGCAAUUUUGUAGAAUUUUAAGCUCUUACCUGAACUUGUGGAUUAUUUGUAAUUCAACCAAUGGCAAUCAUUUCAUCCUGAAAUAUAAUCUCUAAAAAUAGAUCAUCCAAAAGAUUGAAUGAAAUUCCUACACGAUAUAGGCAGUUUUUUUCCCAUAAACAUUUUAUAAUAAAAGUUGGAGUUUUGCUUUAAUUGUGGAGAGUUUGUACUAUGGACAUCCGGUUUUGUUGUUCUGAUUAGAAGUCCCGGAUUUGCAUAUUGUCUCUCUGUGUGUCAGAUUACAAGGCAGCAGUAUCAAAAUGCACUGACCGCCAGCCGCAUGGACAGCUCUCCUCAGUCUCCAGAAAUUGAAGUCUUUAGCGAGGGCGAUAGCACAAAAUCAACAAAAUACCUCCGGGUGUCCGAAUCUCCGAAAGAUGACACCACUGUCACCUUGGCACACGACAGGAACAGCAGCUUUGGUAAUGUUGCUUAUUUUUAUUUCUAAAACAUUGGUUUACAUUAAUCUGAUGUCUUACAAACAAUUAGCAUCAUAAUGUUAUGGUAAAGGCAUGACACUAGUCAGUCACACUGUGGUAUUAAGGGGAGUAGACAGAGUUGCUUUUUCAAAAUGUUAUUGUGUUGAAGAGAAUUCAUUAAAAAAAAGUCUGCACAUCUUUUAAAAAAAGGCUCUUUAUGAAACUGUAUUUUAGAAUAGCAACGACUCCUUUGAUGUUCUGUCAUGAUAUGCAAAGUACUUCAACCCUUUUUAGAAGUUUACUGUAUUGAGAUUAAUAGAUCCCCCCCCCAUAAACCGUAUAAAAGAAUGUACAUGUAAUCCAGUGCUGGCUAAAGGUCUUGCCAUUUCUACCCAUAUUACGGCCGCAAGGGCGUUGCGUGGUCCACUCAAAGGCUUCUCUAUGAGAAGCUAUCCUGUAGUCAGACUGUUUUACAGGCUUAGAGUGCAUGUGCACAGCCUGAUUUGGUGAAGGAAGAAAGAGGAAUUUUCAAAUUAACAAAAAGUAAAACAAUUUAAAUAAUAACGGGAGGGGACAGGGAGCUUCCCCUUGCAAGAACAAUGCCUGCAUGGGAGAAAAUUGUUAAAGUCUGUUGCCAGUGGCCAGUGUGUGCUGACGACAGAUGUAAAUAUUGCACAAAAUUGGUAUAUGGCAGCCCGGAACUCUGAGUUCCAGAGUCCUCAGCUGCCAAAGUCACAUGUGCCAGGAGUGUAACGACCCCCCGGUGCACAAGUGCAAAUAUCUCUGGGUUUACAGCAAUUCAAGCACAAACGCUACACAUCCAGAUACCUACCACCAGACCACUUCAAAUCAAUGCAAGGUUUGCUAGCCAACAACUUAGAGCAGUCAUAGGUGUAAAGCACCUACCAGGGAUAAUGUAUCUAAUUGGCUUGACAAUAAUUCUGCUAGCACAAUGAAUGCAUGGAUUUGUUGUAUGUAAAACAAAGUCCAUAUAUGUAUAUGGGGGAAAGUUUCUCUUUGUAGUGUUUUGUUUUUGUUCUUUUGCACAAUAUUAAGUACGUUGUUUUAACAGCAGGCAGCAAAUCUGAUGGGUUGAAAAGUCCUAAUGACUCUGUAUUUCUACAUAUGGAAGACAUCCCUCGAAUCAGAGAAGAACUGGCAGAUAAUGCAAAUUGUACAAUACAUCGUAAGUUCGGGCAUUUGGUUAUUUUAUUGCUAUCACAUGCCCUGUCUCUGGAUAAGGAUAACAUAGUAGACUGCCAUUCAUAGCAUGUGCCUGCAUUGAGUGCUUCUGGGUAUAUUAGUGAGCUAGUCCCUCUUGUGACAACUUGUGAAAUCCCACGUGCUGGAGUGAAGCAAGACAUUAGGAAGUCAAGUUUUACGUAUUCAUUAUGUAUUGAUACAGUAAACUUUCAUUGUACAAAUGUAUUUACAAGCUUUUUACUCACAGCUACUCUUUUAUUACAGACACAGAUUGUUGUGGUAUUGGCACGGAUCAAGAAAAUUCCAGUGUUGAAAUAGUCACAAGUUCAACAGUGAGCAAUAGUACAGAAGAAACUCUGGGGAAGAAGUUACUUAGAACACUGAGUACGUAGAUCAUAUGCAAUAAGUGCUGUGUUUGUUUUGUGGGCUGUUAGAAUGGACAUAAUGUGGUAAUGGUGGGACAUUAGUUCAAAUAAUGCAUCCAGAUGUCUAGUGACGAAUCCAUUCGUGUGUAAUGCUGUACAGAUCAGCCAAUCGAACACCUUUGGGCUUAUUGACUCCCAGAUAUCAGGUGUAGAUUAUAUCAAAUCUCAAAGAGUGGCUACUUGUACUUUGUGCUAUCCGGUAAAUGAACAGAUUGCCAGAGAGCUGUUUGUAUUGGCCCUGUUUAUAUUUAUAUUUUUUCUAUAUGUCCAUUUUCACACUUAGACUGAAUCUGAAUUCAACCAACACUGCCUUCAGUGAAUACCCAAAUUGUAAUUUAUUGGAUUUUCCUCAAAUUGUGCUAUUUUCACAUACAAAGACUUCCUAAACAGGUUAUAGUUCAAAAUAAGAAGAAAUUAAUUUAGCCUAUUUUGACCUUAAACUCACUUUUGAGGUCUUUGCAUAUUUUGCAGUUACUACCAUAGUUGAUAUGUGGCAACAUGGGUAAGAAAUUAACUAAAUAUACUAUCUUGAGGGAGCCACUAUCUUUCAUACAGUGUUCAUCAGUAAAAAAUGGAAAGCCGUGAACGGGACAAUGGGAUUCUGCAUAGAAAAACGUGUGCAAAGUGAGACUAAAAAUCUGUUUUAACACCAUAUGGGAAGUGCUCUUCUUCCGUCAUUGGCUACCUGGCAGCCUCCUAUUGUUUCCUAAUAGUGAUCAUUAGGGCGGCAAAUAAGCAGAACAAAAAUCGCCCUUAGUAGACAGGCCAGCUUACUAAAAAAAGAGAAUGUUACCUGCGUACUGGCCCAAAUCCCUAUGUACAUUUAAACAAAAUGGAGGCUCUUUAGUUUUAUUCCAAUGGCCAUUUGAAUAUAAGCUCACCUGCCACAUCAAGGCAAGCCUCAGAAGGUGAGUCCCACUCUAGUCAUUAGAUUGCCAAGAAUUUCCAAUGAGAAAUGAAGGGGUAUUUUAGAAACCCUUUCACAUUUAACCCUUUAUAGGGCUUCUACACAUACAAUAAACGUUGCUGGUAUCAGACAAAGUGUAAACAUCUCUAAUGAGACAUGAAUGGAUGUUUUAGAAACCCCUACAUACUUGUUAACCCUAAAUCACCUGGAAAGGCAAAUUUCUCUGUUGAGACAGGAAGGGGUGCUUCCCCUACAUACUUAUAAACUCUUAACAAGACAAACAUGGGGUGGCUGGCAACAAUGUAACAUAGCUGUGGUUACAGCAGCAGUAGCUUAAUAUCCAACAGCUCCAAAUAUAUACUUACUAACCUGCCUACUGGGCUCUGAUUGGCUAUUUGCACCAGGGGGUGGAGUUGUCAGACACAAUUGGAUUGUGAUGUACUAUCUCCCUCCCCGCUCAAGCAUUUCCCUCCUGCAACUCCAUAUGAGAAUCAGACUGGCGGCAAGCACCUCUUUACCACCAUGCCCGCAUAACCCCAGCUCCUUCCCCUAAAAGCUCUUGCCGGAUUGUCCCCUCACUCCCGGGGUGUCUGUAUAGCUUAUAGCUUAGUAAGAUUAAAUAAAGCCCCUGAGGACUGGAUAGAAGCGCAGCUGCUUGUCACCUUUACUCACUAGCUGGCUCCCCCCAUGUUCCACAGACAGGCACUGCUCCAGCUGCGGUGCCUGCCUCAUUCAUUCCUCUACUCUCACCAUGUAAAGCAGGCACCUCUCCAGAUACUUUACUUUAAUGUUAAUAAAAUGUAAUGAUCCCCCCGCAGACAGUACCUGCCCUGACACCCCCCCAAAAUACCACAUAGUAACAGUCACUAAAGCAGCCUGGCUACUGGGCACUUUUUUAAAGUUAUUCUUAUUUUAUUUUAGUUAUAACAUUUUGUCCCGAUGAGAAUCACCUCAUGAGAAUUUUUUUAUAACUAAAACUAAAAAGCUGAAUGCAAAGUUAUCUGCUUCAGUAUUUCAAUAUACAUUUUUUUUUUUCUAUUAAAUCAAUUUUUCAUUUUACCGUUAACAUUUUUUGUAAAGGAAAUCCUUUGGUGGCAUCUUGUGGCUAAACUGUGUAUUACACUUGUAAUUUUAGUAUUUAUUUUACUCAUUAAUAUGUCUAUAUGGUUUAUUCCCUGUGGUAUGGUACACAUAUUUGGAGAUAGAAGAGCAAUAUAGACAGGGCCGGAUUUCCCAUUAAAGGGAUUCUAUAGUGUUAGGAAUACAAAUCGGUAUUAGUAACACUAUAGUGCCCUUGCGCAGAUUCAAAUACAUGUAUAUUAGACUGGCGCCAGCCGCCACUGGUAUAUUGACCAUUGCUUUAAUUUGUAAUUACCAACAAUUCUCAGCUUCUUGAAUUACCAUGUUUUAUUCUCCAGGUGGCAAGACCCGAAAGAAGUCACGGGAUGCUGAGAAAAGCCCAGAAGAAAGUUCUGUUUUGCAUCUAAUCACAUGAAAAGUAUGACCCAACGAUUAUUAACAUGCGAACUGCUGUCUUUUAAAAAUAUAUAUAUAUAUUAUACGUACAGGUGAUGAAAAGGAAUUUUCUGUCUGAUUUCAAGAAGUCCUAACUGCUUUCAUUUUUUACUAAAUAUUCUUGUGCCUGAGCACUUAUAUUGCAGGACAGCGAUUUUUCUAUUGCUUUACAUCUGCCAAAACUGUUACUAUGCAUUCUGGUUAGAUAAAUGUUGCAAAUAUUCUUAACUGAUGUGCUCUUAAGUGUUCUGUCAUCAUUGUUUUACAACCAAUUCCAGUUUCAUUCUAUGGCAAAUGGAAUCCUUAAGUUGCCAAAGUUACAGUGUUUUAAGGGUUCAGUAAUCUGUAUCAUUUUGCUUAAGUGAUCAUACAUGUACAUGUUGAGUUAUCAUACGUGCCAUUCCUUAAGUUAUUCAUUUCAUAAUUGUCUUCAAAAUACUACAUAGGAAGUGCAAUAUUAUUAUUUUUCUAUAUCUGUUAAGAGUACUGAUAUUUGUUUAUUUGUUGGCUAUAAAUUUGCUGUUAAGUCUGUGUGUAGCACGGUGGCCCUUUUAGUAAUACUAGAUUUCUAUAUUGUUAAAUUAGGCAGCUUAUCUAAACUCUGCAUAUAAUGGAGAUCCUGUCAUCCCACACUAGGCUGAAUCGCACUAUUGUUGGAUGCCACACUCCACUUUGUAGCAGUGCAAGUAUGUGCGCGCACAACACUGAGUAGGACUAAGUUUGCCAGAUUUCCAUUUUUUGAGCACUUGGAAAGUGCUUCCUUGUGGUAUGUAGCAUUUGUAUGCUAUAGAUGGGAACUUAAAUGGUUAGUCUAAGCACCAUAAAAGCUUUCUCCUGAUGUAAAAGUUGACAGUGCAAACAGUAGCAAAAACUAAAGGAAAGCGUGUUAUAUCAAAGUGAAUUCUACAUACUGCAGGGGAACCAUUUUCAUGCCCUGCUCAUUUCUUUAUAGGAAUGAAAUGUCCAAGAAGACAUAAUGAAUCUGGCAGCAUGUGAAAAGUGUAACAUUUAAAGGGACACCAGAACUUCAGCUUCAUGUAGUUGUCCUGGUGUCUACGGCCUGUCCCUGCAGGCUUUUUAAAGUAAACACUGCCUCUUCAAAAAAAGGCAGUGUUUACAUUGCUGCCUAGGAACACCUCUUGUGGCAGUCACUCAGACAGCUAUUAGAGGUGCUUCCUGGGUCAGUGCUGCACAGUGUGCAGCACUGAUGUUCAGCUGAAUAUUCCCCAUAGAGGGGAGAUGCUGAUUAACGUUAUGAUUUGCAGCGCAUGAGCAAUAGCUUCCCAAUGCUUUCCUAUAUGAAAGCAUUGGAUUGGCUGAGACAGUCACAUUUGAUGAUCUCGGCCAAGGAGGAAGAGCCAGCCAUGGCGAGACUGGCAUGGCACUGGUAUGUAAACUAGCUUUUUAAGGGAAGCAAGGUGGGUGGGCUACCUAAACAGUGUUUUUACAACUCUAGUGUCAGGAAUACAUGUUUGUGUUCCUGACACUAUAGUGUUCCUUUAAUCUAUAUAUUUACUAGUGACUUCACCCAUCUAGCACCUUGUAUCAAAUUGUAAUAAUUCCCUGAAGACAACCUAGCAAGCCUCACAUUUUUUAGGUUGAGUCUGCAUUAUCAAGUUUAGUUACCUAAGAGUUUAUUUUAAUUCUUUGUGUUGAGUUCUUUCAGAUGAAUCCGAUAUUUAAAGAAAAUACAUUGUGUGCCACUUGGAUGUUUCUGGAAUAUAUAUAACGGCACAACCGAGAAAUCUAUAAAAGGUUUUAUUUUUAUGAUGAUAUGUGUACGUCUGUAGGCUGGUAUAAAUAUACUUCAAAAAAUACAGAUCUAUUUUGAAUAUGAAAAUGGAGAGACAUUUUGGUACGUGGAACUGCAAAACCUGUACAUUUGUUAUCUGUAGUGUAUGUUUGUAUAUGGAUCUGUUAUAUUGCAUGUAAAUUCCACAAAAAGGGGGAAAAAUUAUUUAUCACAGUAUAUUUUUCACAAAAGUGUCAUACAUAAAAACAAGUUGCUUUUUAGUAUUAUAUUUGCAAAUAGGAGCGAGUAUUGUUCAAUUAAAGGGAAACCAAUAUCUUGUUUGUUUAUUUUUGAAGGAGACUCAAGUUGAUCUUGUAGGUAAAUGUAGAACUACAUGAGCACCAGGAUUAAGAAAAUAUUUCUGGCAUGCAAUUUGGGUCCAUUUAAUGAUUGCAGAAUAUGCCACAUUUCUAUUUCUAAUAUUUUAAUAUAUAACAAGUACAAGUUGCUUGAAAGACAUUUAUAUAAAACUCGCCUCCACUUCUGCCAACUCAAGUAGUUCCUUGCUAAAGCCUACAUGAACAGGUGAAACCUGGUCAAUAAAAACUAUUUACCCAAGAAGAGUCUGCCUAGAUGUUAGUUAAGUCUUCUCAGGGGGGUUUAAACCCAAAAUGAUAGUGACCUGAAAUCCAGAUGCUAAAUAGAGGGAAACAAUAGUUAGAGUUGUGUAUAGCCCGAUUCCUCAGUAAGCUAUAUCAGCAUACAGAUUUCACAAAUAAACCCAAGUAUCAGGACUACCGACUAAAGUGAUUAUUGUUGGGAAUGCAAUGUCAGUUUCAGAUUUUAGACCAAAAUAGCUGAAUUUGAACGCAUGACUUUGGCCUUAAAAUUCACCUUGACUUCCCACCAAUUCUCACUUUGGUCAGUAACCAUGAAUGUUGAGAUUCUGCCUCUGAUCUGAUAUACAAGUCAUUGGAAAUGCUUGAUGACGCACACUUCCUUUGCCUUUUUCUACGCAUUUGUGAUAUAAAAGAGAUUGCUUCCAUAAAUGUAUACAUACGUCUACUUGCUGGAUUUUAAAUGAGUGUGACAGCUCCUAUUAGUAUUACAUAUGCACCCAAAGCUUUGCUGAGAAAGGUUCUCUAUUUUAAAGCUAAGCACACAAUUUAUGAUAUACUGAGUGAAGGGUACCUUUCAUUCUUCUUUCUGGGUUAAACUUUCAACUUUAAUCCGUUUCACCGAGUUGGUGAUUAUAACCAAAAUGAUAUGAAAGUGAAUGGAAAGCCACAGUACACGUUGGGGGGAUAUGACAGUUAUUAUAUAAAUAUACAGCAAGGACAUUCAUCUUGAGUUCAUAGGUUUGGUUAAACACUCAAAGCACCAUAAAAACUAUAUAGCAUAUUUUAGAGAUUAUAGCAUAGGUAAUUUACUAGUGCAGUCACAUGAUUUUAAUUUUCAGAAUUUUUUUUUAUUUUAAGACUUGACUAAAAAUAAAGUGUGGGAGCCAAUUAAGUUUAAUUUUCACAAGUCUCAAUACAAACUUUUACAAACACUCUAGGCUCCAGUUUACCCUCUAUUUUACAUUUUUUUUUAUUAAACAAAACGAAAAAUGAUCCAACACAAAACUCUUAUGUUAGUUGCCAAAACAGAUGAUUUGUCCCCUUAUGCAAAGGCUUUAGCAGAACCAAUUACUUCAUAGUAAUUAGAACGUGACUAAUCGAUCAAACAAUGGACCCUGUAAUGUUUCCAUCUAGACAGUUGGGUAAAGGGCUGAUGUGAUGCCAAAAUGUCAUGUGUACUAUUUGGAUACCGAAUACAGAAACCCCUAAAUUUGAGAGGUUUGCAUUGGAUCCUUUUAAUUUUUCUGCUAUAAAAAACUUGUUUUGGAACAUGUAUGCAUACACUCUGUCAGCUUUUGCACCCUCUUUAUACUUUUGACCCAGAGUCAUCCCUUGGUUUGCAUUUUGAAAGCCAAAUCAUAUCUUAUAAAACACUUGCACUGCACAGGUUUAUGGGAUAGAUGGUUUAGCAGUGAGCCUUUUGGUAAACAAAACUACUUACAUAAUCGCUCCAUUCCUGGAUUCAUGAAUUAAAUUACAUGACCACACAUGCCCAUUCUCCUCAAUGUGUUGGUUUAAUGUCCAUUGUUUCCCACAGCUGAUGUGUUUGUGGUGAUUUUUUUUUCUUUAUAAGAGUGGUGGGAUUCGAUAGUAAUGCUAGCGUUUGUGUAUUCAGGUUUUCAUUUUUAUGUAUACUCCAUGUGUAAAAGCAAACUUCAUGGAGAGUAGAACGAGUCUUUGUGAUUGUGUGAAUGUGUUUAUGCAUUGGAAUAUUUGUGUAAAAUGUCAGCGUGUUGGAGCAGACUGCGUUUAUAAAUAUAGGCUAGCCCCCAUGUGAAUGCAGAGAUGUAUUUGUGAGGCGUAUCAGUAUGUGAAUUUUAUUUUUUCUGUAAUCCAUCACUCCUUCCUUACUCAACCUCUCCCUUCCACCAAGUGUGCCCCUACCUCAGCUCAAACUCCAUCACACCACUCAAUGAUCUGUUUAAAAACCAUGCUUGUAUACCCACACACAGCAUUCUGAACAACUGGGAGACUUACCAAUGCAAGCACGGCUGCUAUUCUGGGGCAAAAAGUAGAAAAUCUAAACAUAAGACAUGCUGCAUAUGUAUUUUGAUAAAUCUACCCCUCCAUCUCACUUGACUCAACUAACUGCUUCAUCGCGCCAUAACCACAACAAGCUAAAGGGGUUAUGGUGCUUAAAACAUCUUUAGUUUUGAAAUUAAGCAAACAAAAACCAUUCUUUAAUACUGGUAAACUACUUGCUGUACACAUUAGGCCUUUUAGUUACUGCACAUCCUGUUUAACAAGCGAAUAGUAAACGGGAUAAUCACUGGACAAGAAAUGUCCCAUUGCUUAUUUUUGUACUGUAUUUGCUGUAUCUUCCCUUCUAUAAAAAUAAAAAGCAUAUUUGGAUGUCUGUCUAUC